AUGACGUCGCAUAACGCUGAGCCGUCGCGGCAAUCGUUUCCGGUUUCCAUCUCUAGCGCCCUUCCGUCCAUCGAUCCUCGUCCGUCCAUCGAUUCGCGGCCGAUCGGUUCCCUGAUUCCAGACGAGGAAGAUGACGUGGCGCCGUGGAAGUUAGACGAUGACGAAUCACACGAUUUAGAGCCACAAGUUUCCGACACAGGAGGGGGACGGAUCGCCGCACGAACGGCGCAGAUCACCGAAGGAGCGCGGCGGAUCGCCGCAGGCAGCGGGGGAGGCGACGAGCAGAGCGGCGAAGUCCUCCGCAAAAAGCUUAUUUCGGUUGACGCGCGCGAGGGUGCCUUUCCGCCGCGCAGGAGGCUGGGUGCGGGCGAUCUGCGCGCGGGGGCCUUUUCGCGGCGGAAGCGGUGGAAGGAGCGGCUGGUGCGCAAGCUGGGUCCGGGGAAGAACAAUCUCCGCGAGUACCUCCGCGCGGAGGGCUCCCUGCGGUCCGAGAAUCUAACUACACGAUACCUAAUGGAGUCUCUACACCACGUGUUCUUAGACUAUCACAACCAGUCCCACCAGCAGACGGAGGACAUGCAUAUCAGGUGCAAAGGCGGCGAGUGCCCGGAUUUUCAGCAGUGCUCGGGGAAUUUCACCGCUGUAGACGCGUGCCACUGCCCGGAUAUGGAAGAUUUGAGUCGGCGGGCAGCUUUACCGCCGCUGAACUGCCCGCGGAAAAAGAAAGUUAUGGUGGAUUCGCCGCUGAAUAUCAAGCCAGUGAAGAUACUGUUUGAUCCGAAGUGCUCUCACGCGGAGGAUGACAUUCCGCACUUUGCGUGGGUGAGCCAGAUGUUCAACCUGCGCCACGUGUACUUCAACUCGCGCGGACAGGCGUUUAAUGACUCGUUCCUCUACGACCGAAAUGGCUGCGGCAGCGAACACAAGAUGUUCAACCUGUGCCACGUGUACUUCAAUUCGCGCGGACAGGCGUUCAAUGAUUCGUUCCUCUAUGAUCGCAAUGGCUGCGGCAGCAAGCACACGGUGAGAGGUGGAGAAGUGGUGGGGCACACGGUGAGAGGUGGAGAAGUAGUGGAGCACAAGGUGAGAGGUGGAGAAGUGGUGGAGCACACGGUGAGAGGUGGAGAAGUGGUGGGGCACAAGGUGAGAGGUGGAGAAGUGGUGGAGCACACGUUCGACAUCCCAGAAGGUACCAGAGUCACGGUGUACGAUAGAAUCAUAAACCUGGCGCAUUGGAACGCGUACCAGUUCUACCACGGCAUUCUCGAGCUCGUGCCCGUCUUCUUCAUGCUCUCCAAGGCGCCGCACCUGCUGCGCGCGCUGCCCAUCGCCGUGCAGUACCUGCAGAUGGACUUUCUCGAGAAGCUGGGUACCUUUUUCAUCGGCAUGGAGAUGGUGCACAUGGACUUACGAGUGGUGCCGGAUAAUGAGCCCAUCGCCGUGCAGUACCUGCAGAUGGACUUUCUUGAGAAGCUGGGCACCUUCUUUAUCGGCAUGGACAUAAUUCACAUGGACCUGAGGGUGGUGCCGGAUGAUGAGCUGUUCUUCGCCCGUCAGGUGCUGCAGUACCUGCAGAUGGACUUCCUGGAGAAGCUCGGAACCUUAUUCAUCGGCAUGGAUAUGGUUCAAAUGGAUUUACGAGUGGUGCCGGACGACGAGGUGUUCUUCGCUCAUCAGGUGCUGCAGCCCUACUACCAGUGGUGCGGGCGGCCCAGUCGCUCCCUCUGGCGUCACUUCCGUCGGCUGUAUCUGCUGCCACCCGAUGGCCUCCCCAUGUUCCUCCCUGAUUGGACGCCGCGCAUCAACAAGGCCAUGCAAUCAUACUCCAUUGGCUUCCCAGCGCCAUGCAGUCAGGCCUUCCCAGGUGUGCUUGAUCCGGUGCUCUCAGAAAUCAGUGCUCUUUGGAGCGCCUGCGGACUGGGUGGUGGUGCUGUGCUGGCACAGCGAUACAACACGCAGGCACUGGAGCAGCAUGGGGAGGUGGAGGAGCUGCUGUGUGCGCCUGCUGACUGGGUGGUGGUGCUGGCACAGCGAUACAACACCCGCGCACUGGAGCAGCAUGGGGAGGUGGAGGAGCUGCUGUGCACUCUCUUCCCUCGAGAGCGGGUGGUGGUGUUUGAUGGCAGCCUGCGCAUUGCUGAUGGUGAGAGGGGGAAAGGAAGGGAAUCUUGCUCCCCUGUGAUUAUGAUUCUGUGCAUUGCUGAUGGUGAGCAGGAGAAGCGUGGGCCAGAUCGGGUCGGGGGGAUAAGAGGGGGAAGCAGCACUCCCAGUGCUGUUUGUCGCCAUGCUCGGAGCAGCGCUCAUCAACGCCAUCUUCAUGCCACACCCCCCCACCCAAUCAUCCCCAAUCUUGGCCGAUCUUCCCAAAUCUCCCUUACCCUUCAGCCAAGGCUCUGUUCAGUCAAGCUGUUCUCUUCGUGGCAGCACACGGGGCAGCGAUCACCAACGCCAUCUUCAUGCCGUUCAAGUCAACCCCCUCCUAUCUCCCCCACCCGCCUUUCUUCUUACCCUGCAGCCAAGGCUCUGUUCAAUCGAGCCGUGCUGUUUGUGGCAGCACACGGGGCGGCGAUCACCAACGCCAUCUUCAUGCCGUUCAAGUCGGUCCUGCUUGAACUGCGCCCCAGGGACUUCCACAAGGCGUGCUACCACCACCUGGCCGAGGUGUGCGACCUGCAAUACUUGCUACUGCUGUGUGAGGGAGCCAAGGACACGCCUCUUUCGUGUGAUAUGGGUGAAGUGAGGAGGGUAUUAGAGGAGGUGCAAGGGCGUGUGGAUAAAGUGCUGGAAGAAGGGCCGGAGGUGCAGCUGGAGGAGGAGGAGGAGGAGGAAGGGCAGCGUUGA
Closterium sp. NIES-65 is the source of this 2841-nucleotide messenger RNA. Lineage: Eukaryota; Viridiplantae; Streptophyta; Zygnematophyceae; Desmidiales; Closteriaceae. The record is from the annotation of a GenBank genome assembly.